AUGUUUGGCGACAUACCACCCACGCCCCUCAGCCAGGGCUCUCUGAGCACGCUGCUGCCGCCAUCGUGGAAGGACCAGGUGACCGUAUGGCUGGCCGAAGACACUCCGUCGUUUGACUAUGGCGGCUUCGUCGUCGGCGACGUGCCGCGAACGGCCACUUUAUGGGCCAAGAGCCCGGGCAUCGUGGCCGGCGUGCCCUUUGCGGACGAGAUCUUUGCGCGAUGCGGCUGCACCAUCGAGUGGCACGUGGCCGAGGGCGACGCUGUAGGUGCAGCAGACGCACCCAAGACGCGGUGCGCCACGGUGUCGGGGCCUGCUCGCGGAAUUCUGCUGGCCGAGCGUGUGGCGCUCAACGUUCUGGCACGCUGCUCGGGCGUGGCCACGCGCACAGAUUCAGUGUUGACGCGGCUGCGGAAGGCCGGAUUCUGCGGACGGCUGGCGGGCACGCGCAAGACUACCCCCGGCUUUCGGCUCGUUGAAAAGUACGGCAUGCUGGUGGGCGGUGCCGAUGGCCAUCGCAUGGACCUGAGCGCCAUGGUCAUGCUCAAGGACAACCACGUGUGGAGCCGUGGCAGCAUCACCGAGGCCGUGGUGGCCGCCAAGAGUGUCGCUGGCUUUUCCCUCAAGGUCGAGGUCGAGGUGCAGUCCGAGGCCGAGGCUCAAGAAGCCCUGCUGGCUGGUGCAGAUAUCGUUAUGCUGGAUAACUUCGAAUCAGCUGGUGCAGAGGCAGCCGCGGCUAGUCUGCGUCAGCGCUGGGCCGGGCAACCACACAGCUUCCUUAUUGAGGUGUCCGGAGGCCUGACGGCUGAGAAUAUCGAGACAUAUGCAGCAGAUCAUAUCGACAUUCUGUCUACCAGCUACAUCCAUCAGGGUGUACCUCAUGUAGACCUAUCACUCAAGAUCAAUCAGUGA
Molecule: messenger RNA, 912 nt
Organism: Grosmannia clavigera kw1407
Lineage: Eukaryota; Fungi; Ascomycota; Sordariomycetes; Ophiostomatales; Ophiostomataceae
Product: nicotinate-nucleotide pyrophosphorylase
Exons: 2
Coding region: 1-912 (303 amino acids)
Biological process (GO): NAD+ biosynthetic process; quinolinate catabolic process
Cellular component (GO): cytoplasm
Molecular function (GO): nicotinate-nucleotide diphosphorylase (carboxylating) activity
Source: RefSeq, a predicted model, not a curated record